Pygocentrus nattereri (red-bellied piranha) is the source of this 749-nucleotide messenger RNA. It is a transcript of the gene cryba1l2, whose product is annotated as crystallin, beta A1, like 2. The coding region runs from base 56 to 685 and encodes 209 amino acids. Gene Ontology annotation, molecular function: structural constituent of eye lens. Gene Ontology annotation, biological process: visual perception; lens development in camera-type eye. Lineage: Eukaryota; Metazoa; Chordata; Actinopteri; Characiformes; Serrasalmidae. The transcript has 6 exons. The record is from RefSeq and is a predicted model, not a curated record.
AACAGGAUUGAGGUAGAGUCCCUCAGAGCCAGAAGUGAAGACUCAGAGUGAAAGGAUGAGUGGAAGGUUUGUAAAUGCCGCUAUGAAUCAGCCAAUGCUUAUGGCAGGAAUGGGCAUGGCACCUUUCUUCAAGGUGGCGGUGUUCGAGCAGGAGCACUUCCAGGGGAAGUGUCAGGAGUUGACCUCAGAGUGCUGCAACAUCCAGGAGAGAGGCUUCCAGAACAUUCGCUCACUCAGAGUGGAGAGUGGCGCCUGGGUGGGAUAUGAGCAUCAUGACUUCCAGGGGCAGCAGUUUAUCCUGGAGAGAGGAGAAUACCCUCACUGGGACGCGUACAGUGGCAGUCUGGGAUACCAUGUGGAGAGGCUGAUGUCCCUGCGCCCAGUCUACUGCGCUGCUCACGAGACCAGCCGCAUGAUGAUCUUUGAGAAAGAGAACUUCCUGGGCCGUAGUGUGGAGGUGUGCGAUGACUAUCCCUCCCUGCAGGCCAUGGGUUGGUGUAACACUCAAGUGGGCUCCAUGCAUGUGCAGUGCGGCGCCUUCGUGUGUUAUGAGUUCCCAGGCUACCGCGGGCAGCAGUACAUCAUGGAGUGUGAGCGGAACAGUGGUGAUUAUCCGCACUGGAAGAGUUGGGGCUCGCACAGCCUGACGCCCCAAAUCCAGUCCAUCCGCAGAGUCCAACACUGAGAGAGAGAAGCAAAGGAGGGGGUGGAGGAAAGAGCAGGGUGGAUGAAAGCAAGGGGCCAUUCAC